This is a messenger RNA of Bradysia coprophila, 1580 nucleotides long. RefSeq lists its product as uncharacterized. Gene Ontology annotation, molecular function: DNA-binding transcription repressor activity, RNA polymerase II-specific; RNA polymerase II cis-regulatory region sequence-specific DNA binding; zinc ion binding. NCBI's taxonomy places the organism in Eukaryota, Metazoa, Arthropoda, Insecta, Diptera, Sciaridae. Gene Ontology annotation, cellular component: nucleus; nucleoplasm. Gene Ontology annotation, biological process: regulation of transcription by RNA polymerase II. The record is from RefSeq and is a predicted model, not a curated record.
AUUCUGUUAAAGUGUCAAACCGAAUGUUUUUGUUUACCUAUUUGUCUGAAAGGAAAAACUGAAAAAGAAUAGCGCCAACGCAACAUCAACAGAAUCAUGAAAGAAAUCAUCGCAAAAAGUAACUGUGACAGUAAUAAUUGCAUUUUGUGCAUGAAGGCGACAUCAUCAACAACAAAAAUAUUCGGUGGACGAGGUCAGGCUCUCAAAAUUGCGGAGAGAUUGUCGCAGCAUUUCUGGUUUACAUUCAACGAUGAAGUGGACGAAUCACUGGUCGUUUGUGCACUAUGUUGGGAAAAAAUUGAUCAAUUUCAUCAAUUCUAUGAAUCGGUUCGAGAAGCUCAUCUUCACCAAAUCGAAAAUCCACCCAUGGUUGAACCGAAGGACAAGCCGAAAGAUGACGACUCUGAGCUACUCGACUGGCAAUGGGAUAAUUGUGAUGACACGGACAAUACAGUGAAUUCAGACGAAGAAAAUCCUCCAAAGACAAGCCAUCAGAAGAUUCCCCGGAUGAAUGUCAACGAAGGUACUACGGAACCGAGAAACGAAAAGCUGGAAAAACCGAAGACAAAACCAGUUACGAUAGACAUUGAACGACGAGUUGCAGAGUUUUUCCGAAUGAAUUGUCAUCUGUGUGACGAACCGUUGAGCUCGCUGACCAAGGUCUCGAAACAUUUCCGAAUAAAACACAAUAUGGAGAGGGGAUACCUGAUAUGUUGUUGUAAGAAAAAGGCGAAAGUGCGUAAGGCAGUGAUUGAGCAUGUGGAGUGGCACAUGAACCCAAAUUUGUUUCGAUGCGAUAACGACGAGUGCUCCAGAACCUUCAACGAGAAACGAGCUUUGCGAAAACACAUGAUGGAGCAUCAAGGGCGAGCCGAAGGCCCAUUGGAUUGUAGUCAGUGCACGAAACAAUUCCCGAAUCAAGACUCGUUAAAACGGCAUGUCGGACGAGUUCAUCCGCAGGACAAUCAGAAAUACACUUGCGACAUUUGCAAAAAGGAUUUUAAGCUGAAAAUUACGUUAGAGGCUCACAUGAAGUACAAGCAUAUCGGUACCAGUCAGCAGCAUAUUUGUGACAUUUGUGCCAAAGUACUGAGUACGAAGCAAAAUCUCAAGGAGCACGCCAACACCCACAUCGAUGUUCCACGCUUGCCAUGUGGGAUCUGUGGUGCAUUGCUGAAAAAUGCUGUCUGCUUAGCCAUACACAUGAAAAGCCACACCGAUACCAAGCAAACUUGUGACAUUUGCUUGCAAGUGAAAGCCAACCGGACAGCAUUGAUGAGCCAUAAACGACGUGUACACGGUGCGGCAAAGCACAAGUGCACAUUGUGUGACAAGUCAUUCACCCGUCCGAGUGCGAUGAGGGAACAUAUUGCGACCCAUACCGGCCAGGAUUUGUACGUUUGCAACUAUUGCCCGCAAACGUUCAAAUCCGAUUCCAACAUGUACAAACACAUGAAGCAGGUGCAUGCAAAGCAAUGGACAAUCGACCGAAAGCAACGUUGAGGACAUGGUAUACGCCACCGCGUAAUGAUGCAACAAUAGGUAUGGUGGACAAUUGACAGCGAAUAAAGCAUUGAAAA